This is a messenger RNA of Hordeum vulgare subsp. vulgare (domesticated barley), 1415 nucleotides long. Its product is annotated as photosystem I assembly protein Ycf3. Lineage: Eukaryota; Viridiplantae; Streptophyta; Magnoliopsida; Poales; Poaceae. Gene Ontology annotation, molecular function: protein binding. The transcript has 3 exons. The coding region runs from base 533 to 1045 and encodes 170 amino acids. The record is from RefSeq and is a predicted model, not a curated record.
CUCGGGGGUUCCCUAGUUCUAUUGGAAAAAUUCCUUUUGAUCUAGGUGGAAGGAUACAGGAUUUUUUACUAGAAAUUGCGCUCGCUAUAAAAUAAAAGUUUUAAUUUAGGUUUUCCCGCAACUAAAGAAAAAGAGAAUGCAAGAAUUCUUCUUAUUGCAUAAUAAAAUAAAGAAACCUUAGAAUUCCGUUUGCAUAAGAUACGCUACACCAUUGAAAUCAAAAAUAGAGUAUGAGACAAUUAAUAACUUUGAAAACACGAAAUAGUUGAUGACAUAAGUUGUUGUUCAGAAAUAGGAAAGUGGAAUGAAAUCCAGUCUUAGUCAAAUAUUGCAUAUCUCUUCGUGUCCAAGCAGAAGGAAAAGGAUACAAUUUGAGCUGAGCGGAAAAUCCAUAUCUCUCUUAUCCAUUUAAAACAUAUGGAUUUAGAGCAUAUGGAUCAAUCUAUUUAUAAUUAUAAGAAUCGAAUGUGUUUGUUUUUAUGUUAUUUUGUGAAGGAAUGAAAACAAUUCUAUAUAGAAUGGCUUGGGAAUUAUGCCUAGAUCCCGUGUAAAUGGAAAUUUCAUUGAUAAGACCUUCUCAAUUAUAGCCAAUAUUUUAUUGCGAAUAAUUCCGACAACCUCAGGAGAAAAAAAGGCAUUUACUUAUUAUAGAGAUGGGAUGUUGGCUCAAUCCGAAGGAAAUUAUGCGGAAGCUUUGCAAAAUUAUUAUGAAGCUACGCGACUAGAAAUCGAUCCCUAUGAUCGAAGUUAUAUACUCUAUAACAUAGGCCUUAUACACACAAGCAAUGGAGAGCAUACAAAGGCUUUGGAAUAUUAUUUCCGGGCACUAGAACGAAACCCCUUCUUACCGCAAGCUUUUAAUAAUAUGGCCGUGAUCUGUCAUUACCGAGGAGAACAGGCCAUUCUAGAGGGUGAUUCGGAAAUUGCGGAAGCUUGGUUUGAUCAAGCUGCUGAAUAUUGGAAACAAGCUAUAGCGCUUACUCCGGGAAAUUAUAUUGAAGCACAAAACUGGUUGAAGAUUACGAAGCGCUUUGAAUUUGAAUAAGACCAUGCUCCUUUUUUUUCCUAAAAUGGAUGGUUUGGUUGUUGAUCCAUUAAUCAAAUAAAUUAGGUCGUAAGAUCGAAUCAAGAAUUUCAUUAUAUCCAUUUCUUAUACCUUCUAUUUUAUAAGAUAUUUCAUAAGAAUAAACCAUAGGGAUAGGGUCUAGAAUAGAAGUAAUAAAGUGAAUAAAAAAAAGGGGGCCAAUCUAAAUAUUGCUAAUAUAUUAGAACCAUCUUAUUAAUAAUUCUAAUGAGUUAUCUUGGAAUUUAGAAUCAAAUAAAAAAUAAAAAACCCUAUAUUAUGCUCAAGGAAAGUAGAUAUAGAUAGGAGCUUAUGCCCUAAAAAAAAAUACACUAGUUUCUUAAAUUUAAAA